CUGGCCUUGCCUGGUGCUUGGUGCCUGGCGUCCAGGGUGAUUUCCUUUCAUAACGACCACUGCCAUCCCUGCAUUAGCAUUUUCACUGCUGUGAGGGCAACGCUCAAGGGUGUACGUGUGUUUAGUUGCUUGCUCUUCUACGGGCCUCAUUAUGCAGGGAAUGGGAAAGACCGAGAGAGGAGAGCAGGGCCGAGACAUCGACCUGACAUCGCUGAGAUCCACCAUGCCAGCCAGUGGCCCUCUCCAGGGAGGUUCAGCCUCUAACCUGAACAUGAACCUGUAUGCUACCAAGAAAACAGCGGCUGAAGGCAUGUUGGACAUCGCCUUGUUCCUGGCUAACAUCACACACAUGAAGACGGUCAUUGAACAGGGUGCUGGCUACAGGUACUAUGCCGCUGUCCUGACGCUCAUUUCCUUCUCCCUGGCUCUUCAGAUAGUGGCUGGAAUCCUGAUCAUCAUAAUCGCCCGCAGGGACCUUAAUGUGGUGUCCAAUCAGAAACGACUCGACUACCUGAACAACGUUGCUACGGGCAUCAUCUUCGCCACCACAGUAAUUAACUUCUUCAUCAGCUUCUUCGGCUCCAAGAGGACUGGCUUCUUCCGCUGGCUGUUGGCUCGACUCCACUUUUGACACACACGAGACUACGAAUACACUCACAUAUCCAACUCAUGCACACACCCACCAGCACCCUUUGGACCAGGAUUUUUAUCUGCACACUUGCGUGGCACAUUGGUUUAAAAGGUUUAAGUGCUCAUUUUGACAAAGUUGGAAAACAAGUCAUGUACAAAUCACAUGUUUGUGAUCGCAUCUUAAUUCCUGUUCAGACUUUGUAAAAUUUAUCACGCUGUAACCCAACUAAAAUAUAUUCAUGUUAACCAACUGUCAUUUAAACACACAUAAUUUGAAUUGCUGCAAUGACACGCUUGUGCAAAUAUUGUGCUUUUUUUUAUUGUGUGUGUGUCUCCAACUUUUUUACAUGCAUUCUCUUUGUUUUCUGGGUGUAACUGAAAAAAGUAUAAAACCUGAUUUUUUUUUUUAAAUAUAUAACUUAUUUUAAAACAUGUUUGAUGUCAGUAAACAUAGAAAACAGCCAUAAAAUGGGUAAAUAUCUAUAUAAACAGAGAGCUAAAUAAAAAAAGAGUGAUUGAAAAGAAAGCCAAACUUGGCUUAUUGUGUUUUUACUGAAGAUUGCUUGCUGUUAGUGGACAAUUGAAGUGAAAAUAGUGAAUGCAGUGUACCAGAAUAUGCAGACUAUAGUCUGUAUGUUCAUGCAUGUGAAUAAAAUGAUGAAGGAGAGAAGUAAUGUGACUUUUGGCCUGUGUCUGUAUCUGUUACUUUUACAGAUUAAA
Molecule: messenger RNA, 1350 nt
Organism: Archocentrus centrarchus (flier cichlid)
Lineage: Eukaryota; Metazoa; Chordata; Actinopteri; Cichliformes; Cichlidae
Product: ninjurin-2-like
Exons: 4
Coding region: 152-631 (159 amino acids)
Biological process (GO): tissue regeneration; cell adhesion
Cellular component (GO): membrane
Source: RefSeq, a predicted model, not a curated record